CGCGUCGCGGCGACAAUCGAGACUGUCGAGAGGUGCGUCCCGAGUCCCGAGAACUCCGAGUCUCUCGUGGCUUUCUCCAGGCCGCGAGAUCGGAUUGUUCGAGCCGCGAGAAGCCUGGCUUGCGGGUGCGACGCGAAUAGUUGGAACGUCAGACGUGAGGACACGCAAUCCUGCUCGAUUCGUCACGUUCUCGCGGCGUGCGUGGGUGGCGGACGAUGAGAAGACCGGAGUCGGCAGGUCGGAGGCCCUGAAGUACCAGCGUCGUCGUCGUCGUCCUCGUCGCCGAUCCCGCGGGCCCCGUCGACGGGAAUUGGGCGUGUGCGGUGUGUCUCGCAUACGAGGCGGACACGGCGGAUCUCGUCCGUCGGUGGGCAGUGCGUGUGUGCGCGCGCGCAUGCGAGAACGGACGGGCAUUAACGGUGGGCCUUUUUGACGGAUCUCCGUGACCGCUGCUUGCAAUGGCGACGGCGCCUGUCGACUCGCCUACUUUCUAAGCUCUAUCGAGGUGAGAGGCCGUUCGGGCGUGCGUGCGUGAUCGCGCGCGCGCGCGCGUGCGAGCGAACGCACGCGGGUGUUCUGUCGCCGCGUUCCUCCCCGUCGGGGUCGUUGAUAAAAAAAAACACGUUGCCAGAAAUAAAAAGGGUCCAACAACGUCCGGUGUGCCCUCCUCCUUCUCGAUAAUCCGGAGACGCGGGACAAGACGCGUCGUCGUCGUCGUUCGCCCGUGGCGAUGCGGCGGUCGGUCCGCUGGUGCAGUCGCGCGUCGUCGUCGUCGCAGGGGACAUCCGGGAUACCCGGAGAAUGCGCGGAAUCGUCACGCCGCCGCUCCACCGCGCGGAUGUGAUCCUUCCGGCACGGCACUUCGCUUCCUCCCGCGAUAUCCAGCCGACGACGGUCCCGCCCGUUCCGCGCUCCUUUGAUCCGCCGUCCUCCGGACGGCGACACAGCUGACGGAACCCGCGUUCGAUUCCGGAGUUCGAUCCUCGGGGGUGGUGCCGCGUGUGGACCCCUCCGCGUCCGCCCCCCCUUUUACCGAUCCAGGUAACGAACCGCGUGAACGAUUGAUCGGAAUUAACGCGUAUGACUCGUUCUUGAUCUUUCGACGCCCACGCAUCCGGCGCGGUCGCUACCGCUCAACAGUUGUGUGAGUUUAAAUGUACCCGGUGCCACUGUUGAUCCAGUGAACAGAGUGGUGCGUUAAAUGCGAGGUGGAGGCGCGACAACGCCAGCCAGCGUGGACAACGGCAGCGCGACGCCGACGCGACGUUUCGAGGACGUUUUGAGAGAAUCGUAGACGCGCGCGCGCCCGCACGGCCGAGACAUGGGGAACUGCUUCAGCAACCCGACGGACGUGGAGAAGGAGAAGCCGGACCGGAUCGGCAAUCCCAGCAUCGAGGCGGUCGCGUCGCAGGUCAGCCCGGUGCCGACGCCGCCGCCGGAUCCGAUCAGGCCGAUCCCGCAGAUCCCGGACAUGGACGUAGCGACGGCGAAGAUAUUCGUCGCCCUGUACGAUUACGACGCGCGCACGGACGAGGACUUGAGCUUCAAGAAGGGGGAACACCUGGAGAUAAUCAACGACACCCAGGGCGACUGGUGGCUGGCCAGGAGUAAAAGGACCAGGCAGGAGGGCUACAUCCCCAGCAAUUACGUCGCCAAGUUGAAGUCGAUCGAGGCGGAACCAUGGUAUUUCAGGAAGAUUAAGCGAAUCGAGGCUGAGAAAAAAUUGCUCCUGCCGGAAAACGAUCACGGCGCGUUUCUGAUAAGAGACUCCGAGAGCCGGCACAAUGACUACUCCCUUUCAGUGCGCGACGGCGAUACGGUGAAGCAUUAUCGUAUUCGUCAAUUGGACGAGGGUGGCUUUUUCAUCGCCAGGCGAACCACGUUCAGAAAUCUGCAGGAUCUUGUGGAGCACUACAGCAAAGACGCGGACGGCCUGUGCGUUAAUCUGUGCAAGCCUUGUGUACAGGUUGAGAAACCCGUAACGGAGGGCCUUAGUCACCGUACGCGGGACCAAUGGGAAAUCGAUCGUUCGUCACUGAAAUUCUUGAGGAAAUUGGGACAGGGUCAAUUCGGCGAGGUAUGGGAAGGCCUGUGGAACAACACUACGCCGGUGGCGAUUAAGACGCUCAAGCCGGGCACCAUGGACCCGAAGGACUUCCUCGCCGAGGCGCAAAUCAUGAAGAAACUCCGACACGCCAAGCUAAUUCAAUUGUACGCUGUGUGCACGAUGGAGGAACCGAUUUAUAUCAUCACAGAAUUGAUGAGGAACGGCAGUUUACUGGAAUAUUUACAAGGAAAAGGUAGAGGCCUAAAAUUGCAACAACUGAUCGACAUGGCCGCGCAAAUAGCCGCCGGUAUGGCGUACUUAGAAUCGCAGAAUUACAUUCAUCGAGACUUGGCCGCCCGUAACGUUCUCGUAGCAGACGGAAAUGUCGUUAAAAUCGCAGACUUCGGCUUGGCUAGGCUUAUCAAAGAGGACGAAUACGAGGCUAGAAUAGGGGCGCGUUUCCCUAUCAAGUGGACCGCCCCCGAAGCUGCCAACUACAGCAAAUUCAGUAUUAAAUCCGACGUAUGGUCGUUUGGCAUCCUUCUUACCGAAUUGGUCACGUACGGCAGAAUACCUUAUCCAGGUAUGACGAACGCCGAGGUUCUUCAUCAGGUGGAACAUGGCUAUAGAAUGCCGUGUCCACCCGGCUGUCCCGACACGCUUUAUAAUAUCAUGCUGGAAUGCUGGAACAAGGAUCCUAUGAAGAGACCAACUUUUGAGACACUUCAGUGGAAACUCGAGGACUUCUUUACUAUGGAAGGUUCCGAGUACAAGGAAGCGUCUGCGUAUUGAAAAUAGAAGGUUUUGAACUCUUCUUCCACAUUGCUCCAUUAAGAGGUACGAUUACCGUCAACGUCGAUCGUUACGGUCUUCUCCAUUGAUCUAUUUGUGACGCUAGUUUUCGCGGUACUUCUAAAAGAGUGCCGUAAUUUUUAUACUCGAACGACCAUGAUCACUUUGCAAACGAUCAGUAGAUAAUAGCAUAGUUUUAAUAAACGAUCAAGUUUUCUUGUUUUCUCUUUCUCUCUAUUUUUCUUUUCUUUUUUUUUACGUUCUCGUCAUCGCACAUUCUGUCUGCCAUAAAUCUCAAAGAAUGAUAUUUGUACAUUUUUAUCUAUAUGACUUGACAAACGUACAUUGGCAUUUUGAUAGCUUUACCAGAAGCGGCGAGGUUUUAGAUAUCGUUUUAGACCGCAGUAAGGAUGUUGUACACGUAGACGUUAAAUGGCCUUUGUAAAAUCUAUAAGUGUCAGUUAGUGUGAGGUAGACCUCGAUCAUCAGGGUGAUAAUUCCGGGUGAUGAUGAUGGUAGUAGUAGCGAUGUAAUAUAUUCGUGUACAAUAUAUAAGUUGUACUUCCUGUAUUACAAUUCCCGUAUACAUUAUAUGGUGCGAUAAAGAGUCGAUUACUUGAUAAAACCGAAACCCGACAACGUUAGAGACGAAACGACGGACCAUAGAUGCACAACUUUAUCAUUCCUUCGUUCUUCUCGCUCGAGCGUGACACGAAUUAAUUACGACGUACUCCCGCGAGGCGGAUACACGAAAGUCGUCGACGAAACGAUUUCGUGCGGGCGCGCGCGCCGUAUGCAUGCAUGUACGAAGAUCGGGGGAUAUAUAACCGGUCCGUCCAAGACAACGCGGAAGACUGUGUCCUGUGACGACUGCGUCGAGCGACGUUAUAUCCUAUUCGUCUAUUUGUCAAGAAGCGCGGUAAAUACUGACACAAACUGCCAGCUAACGUUUUCUAAGGUACACUUGUUACUUAUAACGUGUAAGAUUACUAUUUGGAAGUAUACGCGUGAGAGUAUGCGUCUGUCGAAUAUCUAUGCAUGAGAAAUGUACGAAUUUGCUUUGGAGGCGAGAAAUCAGUUUACUGUCGUAUCUUUAAGUGCUCUGACAAGAGAAGACUCCCAAGUGUAAAUCACAUAAAAAUGCCGAAAAUUUUAAAUCUCUUUCUGCAAAUUGUUAUAUACUUUAAUAUCUUUAUCAUGUUGAAUUUAGCCGUUAUCCAUCCUGCGCCACGUGUAGGCAUCACAAUUGUGCAUUGCUAUGUUACAUUAGAUUUGAUUAAAUUCUCGAACUUUAAUUGUGUGUGUGUUUGUGUCUCAAAUUCAAUGUAUUAGAUCAGAUGCGAUCUAUGUAUAGGAAUUUAUUUAUUAUUUUAUUAUUAUUUGUAAAUUUUUAUUACGGAUUUUUCUUCUAUAUUUUGAUAUACACUGUCAGUACAGAAAAUCUGUAUGACAAGAACCAUACAUUUUCAGUGCAUUUCGGAAGGUAGACUUUAAAUUCAUGUCCGUCAUAUCGGUUCCACUCUUUUUAACGAUAUAAUUCACAAAUUUCGAAUUUACUCAAAAUGUUAAUACAAACAGAAAAACUAAACAACAUUUUGUUAGAAAAGCAAGACAUUGACAAAAUAAUACACGGCCAAUGAUCUGUAAAAUUUGGCUAUAUUUGAUAUUUAUGUUUAUAUUGAGCUUGAAAAUGGUAAAUUUCACUUUUUGGUUAUCCAAAUAAUAGGGCAGCAAUCACGUAACUUUUUCCCUAGGUUGGAAACAUAAAAAGUGAAAAUUUUCACCUGAACUCGUGAUCAUGUAACUUGAUGAAACGUGGAAACGUGAUCUCGUGAAUAAUAAAAAAGUUCAUGCAGAAUAGAUACAGCGAAAAGUGAAAAAUGAAAAGUUUUACGUGAAAUUAUGUGAUCGAUCCCUUAAUCUGUAUAGGUUUGGCAUUAUUAUUCGAUUUACGCACUUGGCAGCCUUCCCUUGUGAGAGGAGAAUGUAUACAUCACGAAUUACGUCAUCUUCGUUAAUCAUCAUUCGGACAUGUUCAUGUUAUCGAAUUCAUCAUUUUUAUAUAUUUUUAUAUAUCGUGUCUAAUGUUUUAUUAUACUCAUUUAUCGCGACUUUUCACGUUUGUGAAUGACUCAAACAUGAGAAUAAUUAUUACUACGCGUAAAAAAUAAAAUAAGUCGAUAAUAUUAGACAUACUUUAUAAAUGUAUGACUCCAUAACGGUAAAUGAUGUAAAAUUAUAUAGAUAUUUUAGCAAUAUUUUGAACUUGUUUAAUACAUAUGCGCAAAUAUGUACGGAAUGUGCCAAAACCAUCGCCAUUCCUUUUGUCUACUGAUUCUCCUAUGAAUUUAGAAUCGAUUUUUCCACGAUCGAAAUAACACUGAAGGCUAUCUUCCAAACAAUUUGAGCAAUCUUUUUAGAUUUAAGUGUUUUAAUGCUAAAACGACUCGGAAUAAUUUCAUUAUUUUAAUGUUGAAAGACUUCUUUGGAAAGAUCGACUCUAAUUUCGUCAGAAAAUAAGCCCCGGGGAUUUGAUGCAAAUCGUACAAAACAUCUCGAUAUACAUACAUACGGGUGUAUAUAUAUGCGUAUGUAUGUACACACAAUAUGAACUCUAGCAUCCAUCUUCUGUUCUGAAAUCAGAGCUGUGUUAAUAGUACCAAAUUAAUCACAAAUUUCAAAGAAAUGCGUGCUUACGGACAGUAUCAUCGUCGGAUAAAUCUGCACGGUAAAUCUUUGUAAUACCGUUAUUCCUUAGAUUAACGACACAUCGACCAACUUCCCGUAAGAAGUACUAUUUCUUUCAUUUAAGUCUUAUAGGUUUUCCUGAAAAAUUUUAAUUUAGUAAACGAAAAACGUUAUUUAUAAAAGAAACUGUUAAAAUGAGUAAUUUCAUAUUUUAAAGCGGAGAAAUUUAUUAAAUUGUAUGCAUGAAAUCUGUUGAAGAUUAUAAGUUUUGACAACAUUGCACUAAGAAAUAUAUAAGAUAAAAAUAUUAUCAACUAUAUAUAAUAAUAAUAAUGAAAUGUAAUGCAACGAUUACAAGCACAAAAAGGAUGAAAGUUUACUGGAACUACUGUUAAUUUUUAUCCAGACAAACUCUUUUUCUGUAAUUAGAGUGGAAAAUGAUUUCUUUAUCGAAUAAUUAUAUAAUAGGAAUCUAUGGCGAGUGAAAAUAAAAAUACUUUAGAUGUAUAAGAAAUAAUUGAUAAAAUAAACGCAACAGUUUUGUUUAUGAAAA
Molecule: messenger RNA, 6080 nt
Organism: Temnothorax curvispinosus
Lineage: Eukaryota; Metazoa; Arthropoda; Insecta; Hymenoptera; Formicidae
Gene: Src42A
Product: tyrosine-protein kinase Src42A
Exons: 6
Coding region: 1322-2839 (505 amino acids)
Biological process (GO): protein phosphorylation; innate immune response; cell differentiation
Cellular component (GO): extrinsic component of cytoplasmic side of plasma membrane
Molecular function (GO): signaling receptor binding; non-membrane spanning protein tyrosine kinase activity; ATP binding
Source: RefSeq, a predicted model, not a curated record